Messenger RNA from Suillus subalutaceus, 739 nucleotides. RefSeq lists its product as uncharacterized. The transcript is spliced from 7 exons. Gene Ontology annotation, cellular component: U2 snRNP; catalytic step 2 spliceosome; U2-type prespliceosome. The record is from RefSeq and is a predicted model, not a curated record. Lineage: Eukaryota; Fungi; Basidiomycota; Agaricomycetes; Boletales; Suillaceae. The annotation marks the transcript as partial. Gene Ontology annotation, biological process: spliceosomal complex assembly.
CAACUGAUUAUGUCAGCUCUUUCACCUUGUUUGCAUAAUCAUGUCGGUUCCAAGUUUGGUGGAGGUAGUGUCACUGGGGCUUCGGAUACCAACGUGGGCAGGCGUGACCUGAUUGACCUGCCCACCAAUGUCAAUUUUGACGGAAAGAAGCAUCAGACCAAUCUCGCUCGUCGUACGGCUAGCGAUGCCAAGGACACGCAGUUGAUGAUUGCUCCGACUCAAAGCAAUGUACAACACAAAGUUUGGGAGCAAAAGAGGGAGCCUCCGACCAAGGCAUACCAGUAUCUAAUCGUGGCUGCUGAACCGUAUGAGACAAUCGCUUUUCGCAUUCCUGCGUGCGAGAUAGAAGACGAAGCUGACGAAGCUGGAUAUUGGAACUGGUCAUAUUGGGAUCCUGAUAUAAACUAGUAUAAGUUCCAGUUCAUGUUCCGUUCGACUUAUUGAUCGUACCUGCCAAUUGCACAGUACUACGCGGUUUUCUUGUCAUGCCAAAUUAUUUGGAUCAACUUCAUCCUGAUAAAUUUAGCCUCUAUCUCAAGUAUUCAGGAGAUGAUUAAUUAAAUGACCUGUCAGCGCCAAAGUUGUCACUCGUGUAAACUUCCCCUUGCUCCAGACUUCUAGAACAAGAAGCACGAUGAUCAGUUGGUUGUAUACACAUCAGUAGUCCAAAUGAGUUAUGUCCCUGAAGUUCGCAUGAUGUAUUAAGUGCAAACGUCUCGCGCAAGACAAUAUACACCAG